Onychomys torridus (southern grasshopper mouse) is the source of this 1135-nucleotide messenger RNA. It is a transcript of the gene Cfap410, whose product is annotated as cilia and flagella associated protein 410. Gene Ontology annotation, biological process: cytoskeleton organization. Gene Ontology annotation, molecular function: protein binding. The transcript is spliced from 7 exons. NCBI's taxonomy places the organism in Eukaryota, Metazoa, Chordata, Mammalia, Rodentia, Cricetidae. The record is from RefSeq and is a predicted model, not a curated record. The coding region runs from base 103 to 852 and encodes 249 amino acids.
ACUCGGGCCCCGCCCCUGGAGACGCGCCGCCGCGGCGAAGGCCUCUCCCACCAGCGGAGUGUAUAGGAACGGGGCGGCCGGGCUUGCGGCCCCACGGCCACCAUGAAGCUAACUCGAAAAAUGGUCCUGUCCCGAGCCAAAGCUUCGGAGCUGCACAGCGUGCGGAAGCUCAACUGCUGGGGCAGCCAGCUCACAGAUAUUUCCAUAUGCCGGGAGAUGCCCAGCCUGGAAGUGAUCACACUCAGCGUCAACAGCGUCUCCACCCUGGAACCUGUACGUGGCUGCCGACGCCUGAGUGAGCUGUACCUGAGGCGGAACCGUAUCCCCAGUCUGGAUGAGCUGUUCUACCUGAAGGAUCUACCACACCUCAGGGUGCUGUGGUUGGCUGAGAACCCGUGCUGCGGCACCAGCCCGCACCUUUACCGCAUGACUGUGCUACGCAACCUACCCCACCUGCAGAAGCUCGACAACCAAGCUGUGACCGAGGAAGAGCUAACUCGUGCACUGAUGGAGGGAGAUGAGAUCACUGCUGCCCCAGGCAGAGAGGACGCAGGCAAUGGCUGUCCCAAGCCUUCCUACACCCUCAGCUCUGUCAGCUCUACAACUGAGACCAGCCAGGGCCUGCUGAGCUACACAGAGGACACAGAAGUCCAGGACCAGACUGCUGGAGACCAGUCUCCUUCCUUCUCACAGAGGGAUGCUUUGAGGAGUCACAAAAAUAGGAACAUCCUGACUGCCAUCUUGCUGCUGCUGCGGGAGCUGGACACAGAGGGGCUAGAGACUGUCCAGCAGACUGUAGGCAGCCGGCUACAGGCGCUGCACAGGCUGGAGCCCCAGGAGGACAUGGAGUGACUUCCUGUGCCCCAGUAUCUGGACCCUGUUGUAGCCUGUGGAAACACAGCUCCACCUGGAAAGCCUCCCUCUGGGUUCCCGACACCAGCCCAGUGCAGGAGCAGUGGCUGCCAGCUGGGCAGACCCCUCUCCUGUGCCUAGGACUGGCAGAGCUGCUGCCCACCAGCAUGGGCCCUGAGACUCACCAGCUGAGGCCUUGAGGAUCUGGGCACUCCCUGACCCUUCCUCAAGGGAAGACUGUACGAGCCAUACCCUCCAAUAAAGCACUUUGUUUGGGCUGGAA